Molecule: messenger RNA, 1180 nt
Organism: Protomyces lactucae-debilis
Lineage: Eukaryota; Fungi; Ascomycota; Taphrinomycetes; Taphrinales; Protomycetaceae
Product: P-loop containing nucleoside triphosphate hydrolase protein
Exons: 1
Coding region: 57-1121 (354 amino acids)
Biological process (GO): DNA-templated DNA replication; DNA repair
Cellular component (GO): Ctf18 RFC-like complex; nucleus; DNA replication factor C complex
Molecular function (GO): DNA binding; ATP binding; DNA clamp loader activity
Source: RefSeq, a predicted model, not a curated record
CGCCAGAAGUGAGAGACGCGACGAAGAGAAGCUACAGACGUAGAAGAAGAGGAGAGAUGGACGUCGAUAUGGAAGAGGAUGCUCCUCGGUCAGUCCCCAACAAAGGAAAGGGAAAGGCCAGGGAUACAGGCACAAAAGAUGCCAUCGACGACAAUAACCUGCCCUGGGUCGAAAAGUAUCGACCAAAAGACAUGACGGAUGUCGUGGCGCAUACAGACAUCAUCGCCACGCUAGGCAAGUUCAUCGAGAGCAACAGGCUCCCGCAUCUCUUGUUCUAUGGACCGCCAGGCACAGGCAAGACUUCGCUGAUUCUCGCCAUGGCGCGGCGUCUCUUUGGCGACCGGUACAAGCAGCAAAUAAUGGAACUCAAUGCUUCUGAUGAUCGAGGUAUCGAUGUUGUGCGUGAACAGAUCAAGACAUUUGCAUCGACCAGGCAAAUCUUCAGCUCAAGUUUCAAGCUCAUCAUUCUCGAUGAGGCAGAUGCCAUGACUAUUGCUGCACAAAAUGCACUGAGACGUGUCAUUGAGCAGUAUACAAAGCAUGUUCGCUUCUGCAUCAUCUGCAACUACGUCAAUAAAAUCACACCAGCCUUGCAAUCGCGUUGUACACGAUUCAGGUUCCAACCGCUCCCGGAAAUACACGUUGAGAAAAAGAUCGAUCAAAUUAUUGCCGCUGAGCAUGUCAAAAUCACCCCCGAAGCGAAAACAGCAUUGCUGUCACUCUCUGGGGGUGAUAUGCGUAGAGCAGUCAAUGUUCUACAGGCGUGUUCGACUGCCUUUGAGCAAGAGGAGAUUGACGAGGCGGGUAUCUACAAUUGCGUUGGCAAUCCACAUCCACGCGACCUGCGACGUAUUGUUGAGAGCAUGAUGAACGACGAUUUGACAACAUCAUUAUCGCUGAUUGCCCGUAUGAAGGCAGAGAAGGGUCUCGCACUACAGGACAUCCUGGGUGGCGUGUUUCGUGAGCUCGAGGAGAUUGACUUGAAGGGGAAAGUGCGCAUGCUCGUGUAUGAUGCGUUGGCAACGAUUGAGUAUCGCUUGAGCAUGGGUGGCACAGAGAAGAUUCAGUUGAGUGCCAUGGUGGCGACGAUGAAGCAAGGCGUUGAUCUCCAGGCGAGAUAGUAGAGUAUUCCAGUGACUAUGCACUCAAUUCUCAAUCUUCCUGCUGAACACACUUGUAC